Amblyraja radiata (thorny skate) is the source of this 839-nucleotide messenger RNA. It is a transcript of the gene tnfaip8l1, whose product is annotated as tumor necrosis factor, alpha-induced protein 8-like 1. Gene Ontology annotation, biological process: regulation of apoptotic process. The coding region runs from base 191 to 784 and encodes 197 amino acids. NCBI's taxonomy places the organism in Eukaryota, Metazoa, Chordata, Chondrichthyes, Rajiformes, Rajidae. The transcript is spliced from 2 exons. The record is from RefSeq and is a predicted model, not a curated record. Gene Ontology annotation, cellular component: cytoplasm.
UUGGUCAGCGUGACAACUUCCAACUAAAAUAAUCCUCUCAUCUAUUCCACAAAGUGCCUUGACUGAAGCUGCUGAGAACACCAGUGUGGGCUGUACCUCAAGCAUCUGGGGCUUGUAUUGGUUGCCACUGGCCACUCUGUUGUCACUUAGUGAGACGGCCUCUUCAUUUCACUGCCACUCGCUCCCGGCUAUGGCGUUGGAACACGAGGUGGGGAAAGAGACGAUGGAUGUCUUCAACACCAGGAGCUUGGCCAUGCAGGCACAGAAGAAGUUGCUGGGCAAGAUGGCCAACAAAGGCAUGGCCAACAUCUUCAUCGAUGACACGAGUAGCGAUGUCCUGGACGAACUGUACCAGGUGACCAAGGAGUACACCAAAAACAAGAAGGAAGCACAGAAGGUGGUCAAAAACCUGAUCAAGGUGGUGAUCAAACUGGGGGUUCUGUAUCGCAACAACCAGUUCAACGCUGAGGAGCUGGCACUGGUGGACAGGUUCCGUAAGAAGGUCCACCAGCUGGCCAUGACGGCCGUCAGUUUCCACCAGAUUGACUUCACUUUUGACCGGCGGAUUCUGGCCGGCAUCUUGAACGAGUGCAGGGAGUUGCUGCACCAGACCAUUAACCGGCACCUGACCGCCAAGUCCCACGGCCGGGUCAACCACAUCUUCAACCACUUUGCAGACUGCGAAUUUCUGGCCGCCCUCUAUGGACCCCUGGAGCCGUACCGUGCCCACGUACAGAAGCUGUGUGAUGGGCUGAACAAGAUGCUGGAGGAUGGGAAUAUCUGACCACUGCCUUGGCAGGGAUGACUGAGUGGGUUUACUGUGGGGGGGGGGGGGGGGG